AGAACAUUGACCAUAUCUUGUCCGCAAGCGAACUACAUCAUGCAGUCGUCAUGAACUAAUGAGCCACGCCGCCUUUCUCACAAGUGUCACCGAACGAAAAAAUCGUACCCAAAUGGAUUUCCACAAUAUGCCCGCGAUGCACGAUUCGGAUGUGCAAUUGUCGGUGUUCAAUGUGGUGUCAGCCUGUAUUGUCGCCUUGUUAUUAACUGCCGUCAUCAUCAUCCUCGUAGUUGCUUACAUUCGAGCAAAAUCGAGAGGGGCCACCAAGAGCACUGUCAGCUCCAGCGUCACGGUGGAAUCGUAUCUCGAAUCGAUGGCGAUAAAUAACAAUAACAACAUCAGCAGUAGCAGUAGCACCUAUUUUACAAAUCCACUUUAUGCAUGCACGAACAAUCAAAAUCAUUAUGAUUCUAUAGUUUCCGUCUGAGUCGUAGAUAGUGUUAGGUAAAUGAGGCAAUCACUCACUCCUUUGUGGUAGAUUAUUCACAGCUCACCUUACUUUCAUUGUAUUUUACAUCAGGUUUCCUCUCACCUUUGACUCCGCUUUACAUUAAUUUUUAUUUAUUAC
Molecule: messenger RNA, 568 nt
Organism: Cylicocyclus nassatus
Lineage: Eukaryota; Metazoa; Nematoda; Chromadorea; Rhabditida; Strongylidae
Source: the annotation of a GenBank genome assembly